AUGGUUCACACCUCCUUACUCGCGAACCCGCAGCGAUUCAUCGUCAAGAUCAAUGGCCUUUCUGACGAAGGGAUCACCAUCGACAAGGGCGUUGCUCGUGCCAAACGGGAUGCUGCAGACUUCGCCGAUAAAUACGUCACUAAUUUCCAACUUGUGUCAGAGCUUCAGGCCAGCUUAGAGCAGUUCAGCAGUCGCUGGGUCAAAACUUUGCAGGAUACCCGCGACGCUGCUUCUUCCAUCUCGGCUUGGUACCUAAGCUUUGUCGAAGUCUUCAUCUCGAUGUUAGAAGAUGUCACGACUGAUGGUGAUGUAAAAGACGUUAUCAAAGAAUUCAACAGCUUGUUAGAUGGAGAACUCCCCUCGAACAAAUACCCCCUAGACAGUACUCCGGGUGUGAAAGACGCGUUCAACGAAAUCGAGGCCCUUGUAGGUCGCGCCGUUGUCUUCCUCUUGUCGACAUUGAGACAGCCUGUCCAGGUAAUCGGAGAAAGUACUCAUAUUGUCGACGUCCUCAAAGAAGCCAACGCUAUCAACCGGAAGAAGGUUGUUGAGGGCUUGAAGAAAGAGCUUGUUCCCGUGAAAACUGGAGCUGGAGAGAUACGACAAGCCUUGAAUAAGUAUGCGACGAAACUCGACUAA
This is a messenger RNA of Fibroporia radiculosa, 639 nucleotides long. RefSeq lists its product as uncharacterized. The record is from RefSeq and is a predicted model, not a curated record. The transcript is spliced from 5 exons. Lineage: Eukaryota; Fungi; Basidiomycota; Agaricomycetes; Polyporales; Fibroporiaceae. Bases 1 to 639 code for a protein of 212 amino acids.